AUGACACCUUCACAGCCCACUACAGAUGACACCCAGUGCGCCUUAAGAGUGGUUCUGGAGAUCAUAGGAGCCUGUGCAAGCGAACUGCCUCCCUUUUUCCUCAACGCCGUCGCCAUCCGACCCAUUGGCCAACUGAAGAUGCUCCCUUCUGUUAACAUGGGGGGGUGCUGGCUGGAUGUGCUUCCAGAAAGAACUGGGUCACCUGUGCACUGGCUGCUGCUGGUGCACCAGGCACCAUCGAGCUCCAUCGGUUACCGCAGCUCCCCGGGCAGCGGUGUCAGAGCCUCGGCCUGCGGCUACGCACCUGUGUCCGUGCGUCUUCACUGGGAUCAAUUAGCAUUAAAGUUGCACUGCACUCUCUCUUUCCCGCCACAUAGUGUGCACUGGAGGGAUACUGCUGAGCAAAAACAAGCCUGA
Knipowitschia caucasica is the source of this 417-nucleotide messenger RNA. The record is from the annotation of a GenBank genome assembly. Lineage: Eukaryota; Metazoa; Chordata; Actinopteri; Gobiiformes; Gobiidae.